AUGCUUCUUCGUGGAGCUAAGAGGCGCCAUGAGGAGUUCGGCUCUCCACCCCGCAGCCCGGUUCCUCGUCGCAGGUCCAGGCCUUCGUAUUAUGACGAUGAAGCCUUUUCACCUCACGGAAAAAAGACCCACAAGUUGGAUCUCCCUGAGGAGUUUAUGGUCACUCAAGAUUGCUAUGAUGCUCGUCCCCAAGGAGGCCGCAAGCUGUUCAAAACCGUGCAGCCGACUCAAUGGAGUCGGGACUGGGGGUUGGCCGGCAAGCGCAUUGAAGAAAUCACUUUGCCACAGUUGUCUUGGUUGGGUUGGGAGAAUUGGGGUCUCAGAUCCCUCAGUGCCGGAAGCUACACUUCCUUGGUGUUUGCUCGUUCCGUCCGUGAAGGGCAGCUCCUAGAUCAACUUCAGAGGGAGUUGCGGUCCCGUCACGUUGAUGUCGAGAGUGCUGCAAUCCAAUGGGCGCAGCAUGAGAAUGUGCUGCCCAAGAGUUCGUCAGGAGCGUCCUCAGUCUUGACUCGCGAGGACAAGAAUGAAGCGAUGUCGAAAUUCGUAGGUUGGAUUGCAGAUCAGGUGCAAAAGUGGAAUGUGUCAGCGGUGGAGGGGUCACAGCAAGCAAGGAUUCAGGAAUUGGAGCGUCAGCUUACCGAGAUGCGUGAAGCCCAAGCAAGCGGUUCUUCCAAUCCCAACAAGAGGAAGGUGCCAGACAAACCGCCUGGCGAUCAUGGUGAACGUUUGACGGUUGAUGAUGUGUUUCAAGCCAACCCUCCAAAGAAACCCCUGAGGACCGACUGCCCGUCAAAGGCAGGCACAUCGUCGGUGACAGCAUGGCUAAAAAAGUUGCCGCAAAAAACUCAGGAUAAGGCAAUGGCAGAUUACAAGUCCAUUGAGCCGAUGAUGAAGACAUGGGAUGAAGAUCAGUUGACUUCGUUGAGGGACAUUGCCGCAGCGUGGGGGUUGCCAGUGAGCCUAGCUGCAAGCAUGGGCAAUAAGGACUUG
Symbiodinium pilosum is the source of this 990-nucleotide messenger RNA. Lineage: Eukaryota; Dinophyceae; Suessiales; Symbiodiniaceae. The record is from the annotation of a GenBank genome assembly.